AUGCUUUUCAAACAAUGGAAUGAAUUUAUAGAACCUAGACAUCAAUUAGAUUUCCCUAUUUUGAGUAAGAAUGACGAAUCUUUACAAGCUUCACCAAUUCCAAAAGUUUUGUUCCCUAGUAUAGCUUUUCAAAAUUACGAAAAGAUUAUCAUAACUACCCAAUUAAUGAAUCCUUUAUUCCCUGAAAAAUUAAUAGAAUCCAAAAAUUUAGGUAAAAUUGAGACACAAUUAACGCUUACUGAGGAUCAAAACGCAGUAAAUGAGGAUGGACAUUCUUGGAACUUCAACGAGAACUUCCCCAAUGAAUUUGAUCCAGAUAAUGAGGAUAGAGAAAAUCAACAGCAAGCAUUCAAUUUUGAGUUUCCAGUUUUUGCAGUUGGAAAGGUAGUAAUUAUCUCCAUCCAGGAUAAUUUCUUGAAGAUAUCACCUAUAUUUUCCAAUAUAAUCAGCAAGAAGCUGAUUGAACAACUCCCUAGGACGAUAAAACCUUUAAUACUUGGUUCUUCGGACAGGAUCGCAUCAGUUAAGGAAAUAAAUGAUCACACUUGCACGUUGGUCCCUCCAGAAUUUAUUACUGGGUUUAUUGCUUCUUUAUUAACGGAGCUGACCAUUCAUAACGAAACUCUUCAGAAUGGUGAAAAUAAAUUUCAAUUCGAUGCGAUAUUGGUACCUAGUGAAGGACCAUUAGGUUUCGAAAAAUUAAACUUGACUGUAAUACAAGAUUUAAUUGAUCUUUUCAAGGAAGAAUGGCCCAAUUUGGACCCCAAAGUCUAUGCUGAAGAAUCCUACCGUAAUUGGAAAUUAGCAGGCUCUGUUCUAGGUGCACAGUCAGGCCUCUAUAUAUAA
Naumovozyma castellii is the source of this 846-nucleotide messenger RNA. RefSeq names its product Pba1p (gene PBA1). Lineage: Eukaryota; Fungi; Ascomycota; Saccharomycetes; Saccharomycetales; Saccharomycetaceae. The record is from RefSeq and is a predicted model, not a curated record. The transcript is spliced from 2 exons. Bases 1 to 846 code for a protein of 281 amino acids.